This is a messenger RNA of Balaenoptera musculus (blue whale), 2221 nucleotides long. RefSeq names its product syntaxin binding protein 4 (gene STXBP4). Gene Ontology annotation, cellular component: cytoplasmic vesicle. The record is from RefSeq and is a predicted model, not a curated record. Lineage: Eukaryota; Metazoa; Chordata; Mammalia; Artiodactyla; Balaenopteridae. Gene Ontology annotation, biological process: regulation of insulin secretion involved in cellular response to glucose stimulus; insulin receptor signaling pathway. Gene Ontology annotation, molecular function: syntaxin binding. Bases 234 to 1910 code for a protein of 558 amino acids. The transcript is spliced from 18 exons.
GCCAGCCGCUGCCUUGGCUACGGGGCUCCUCAGGUGGCGGCGUUUGUAGUGGGGCUACGGAGGCCGGGUUGCCGGGAAAGUAUUUAAGAAGCUCAUGGAGUAAUAUGAGUCAGAGUAAUAUAGGAUCUGCAGGAAGUCCCUCAAGAUAGUUGGAAAAGAAGAAUUUAUAGACUCUUCGUCAAGAUCUUCAUUUAUACAGCUGUUAAAUCCAAGGCUACAGUGGUAGUGAAACCAUGAAUAAAAAUACAUCUGCCGUAGUAUCAUCCGGGCUACUUGAAAAGGAUCCUGCCUUUCAGAUGAUUACAGUUACCAAGGAGACAGGCCUUGGUCUGAAGAUCCUAGGAGGAAUUAACCGGAAUGAAGGUCCCUUGGUAUAUAUUCAGGAAAUCAUUCCUGGAGGAGACUGUUAUAAGGAUGGACGUUUGAAGCCAGGAGAUCAACUUGUCUCAAUAAACAAGGAGUCUAUGAUUGGUGUAUCAUUUGAAGAAGCAAAAAGCAUAAUUACCAGAGCCAAGUUGAGGUCAGAAUCUGCUUGGGAGAUAGCAUUCAUAAGACAGAAAUCUCACAGCAGUCAUUUAGAAAAUCCAUCGUGUUCAUCCCUUUUACAAGCUACAGGAGAAUAUGGACCUCAAGCCUCAAAAUUUAGUCUUCUUUCUUCUCCCUCUGAAAUACUAAUUCCAAAGACCUCAUCCACUCCCAAAUCUACAGAUGCCAUUUUACCUUCUAUUACGAUAAAUCAGAUAAAAACUGGAUACAAGAAAACAGAACAGAUUCCAAUUACUUCUUCAGACAACAGCCCUACAGAUAUGCCUAAUACAGAUAUUGCCCCUGCGUUGACUGAUAAUUAUGGACCACAAGGAAAGAAGAUUUCCCUAAAUCCCUCUGUUCGCCUUAAAGUAGAGAAACUGGAAAUGGCUCUAAAUUAUCUUGGUAUUCAGCCCACAAAGGAACAACACCAAGCCCUGAGACAGCAAGUGCAAGUAGACCCAAAGGGGACAGUGUCUUUUGGAGAUUUUGUCCAGGUUGCUAGAAACUUGUUUUGCUUGCAUUUGGGUGAAGCAAAUGUUGGUGCACAUGAAAUUUCCAACAUAUUAGACUCACAGCUUCUUCCCUGUGAUUCCUUAGAAGCAGAUGAAAUGGAAAGGCUUAAGCAUGAAAGAAAUGAUGCCUUGGAAGAAGUGAAUACACUUAAGGAAAAAUUAUUUGAAUCGGAAAGGCAAAGGAAACAAUUGACAGAAGAACUCCAGAAUGUGAAACAAGAAGCCAAAGCUGUGGUCGAAGAAACAAGAGCCCUGCGAAGUCGGCUUCAUCUUGCCGAAGCUGCACAGAGACAGGCACACGGAAUGGAAAUGGAUUAUGAAGAAGUGAUCCGUCUGUUAGAGGCCGAGAUUACAGAGCUGAAGGCUCAGCUUGCUGAUUAUUCUGACCAAAAUAAAGAAAGUGUUCAGGAGUUAAGAAAGCGAAUCACAGUACUUGACUGCCAAUUGCGAAAAUCGGAAAUGGCUCGAAAAACUUUUGAGGCAUCCACUGAAAAGCUUCUUCAUUUUGUAGAGGCUAUUCAAGAAGUGUUUUGUGAUAAUUCUCUUCCUUUGUCAAAUUUAAGUGAAAGAAGAGCUAUGUUAGCUUCCCAGACGUCCCUCACACCACUGGGAAGGAGUGGACGUAACAUCCCAGCAACGCUGGCACUUGAAUCUAAGGAACUUGUUAAAUCUGUCCGUGCCAUACUUGAUAUGGAUUGUCUACCUUACGGGUGGGAGGAAGCUUACACAGCAGAUGGAAUCAAGUACUUCAUCAAUCACGUAACACAGACUACGUCCUGGAUGCAUCCCGUCAUGAGCGCACUGACCCUGUCCUGCUCAGAGGAAAACGAAGAGGAUUGCUCCAGAGAACUUCCUGACCAGAAGAAUUGAUGGUUUUCUGUGGGAAGCUGCGGUUCAUGGUCUUCUGGCAUCUCCGUCGACGUGGAGGACUCUGAGACGCGACAUCUAAAAUAGGAGUAAAACACACACUACUUAGUGAAGUUGUGAAAUGGAGACUGGAUUUAAGCUAUUUUUGUAAAACUUUUUGAUAUAACUGUAUACAUUUACAAAAUUAAUUGCCACUAUAGUAGUUCUUUAGGAAUAAUCUAGUCCUGUUUUUGAAAUCAUAUGUAAUUGGAUUUUAUAAUAUAUAUAAUUUUUCAUAUGUAAUUAUGUAAUUUUAUAUUUAGUUCUUUAUAGAA